GUUCCCUUCGCUCGGUGUAAACGAAUAAAUCAGCACUCUCUAUAAACAGCGCAGGCGGGGAUGAGGAUUUGGAGGUUGCGGUGUUGAAUUUCUCGUGCCCCUCGAGCUCAGUUGGAGUCGUUCGCAUUUCUUCAACCCCGAAAGCUAGCGAUUUCCUUCGAUACCAGCCAUGCGAACGAGCUUGACUCUCGUCGGCAUCUUGCUGUUGCUGUCGUCGUCUCUGCUCGGAACGUCGUGUGGUCAAUCGGGCGAACCUGCCGACUCGGCCUCAGCGGACGUGGAUGACUUCUACAGGAGUCGCUUCGGCAACGGCGACACGUCGCGAAUGCGCGUCAUCCUGGGCGACACCGAGGGCUGGGUGAACCCCCACGACAUGCUGGGCGUCGCGUCGCGGCCUUCCUCGUCGGGCAAGCGAACGCAACAGUCCAAGUUGAAGAAGAGCUCGGGCGCGCGACCCGAACCCAUCUCGGAGGACACGUCGUCCCCCGAAGCCCGGGCCCAAAUGUACAGCGAGAUCAGGGCGCGGGCUGCCGCCGAAAGCAAGAAGUUUAGCCGAUACCCGGCGGCGUUCGAGGAACCUGACGAAACCGUGGUCGAAACGACGAACGAAAAAAGCGAAACCGUGAAAGAAGGCGCCAGCUCGCCGACGCCGACUAGUAGCGAUGGUAAGCAGCGGAGUAGCUGUGACUGCGACUGCAAGGCGAUGCGACGCGAGGCCAAGAAAUGCGGCGAGCAGGUGAAACAGCUGAGGCUCAGUCAAGUGCUAGCCGAUGGACAGCACGACCGUGAGUUCAUCUACCUACGACGUCUCGCGCUCAACGUCAUCUACAGUGCCAAGUUCGGUGGAGACGAGAUGCCGUCGAACGUCAAGUUCGAGAUUCUGCUCUCGUCUGACGACGUGGCGACGUUGGAGAAGCUCGCCACGGACGCUGGUGCCAAGUCGUCACAGCUGGAGCAGAAGCUGUCUACCAUCCUGACCAGCUCGGUGGUGACGCCGGACGAGCUGCCGCACGGCGCCAACGCGCUCCUGGGUCGCCUGGCCCAGGCCUGGGGCCAGACCAUGGGCCCCGUGGACGUUCGGCUCGCAGUUCCAGCAUGUGCUAUGCUGGGCGUUUUCCUCAUUGUACUGAUGCGCGGCCGUCCGUGGAAGGCGAUCAUCCUUAUGAGUGCCUUUUACUUCCUCCUGCUCAGCUUUGUCUGGCACUGGGCCCUCUGCUAUCAGCUGGAGCAUGCGCGAAGAGAUGCGUACAUCUCGCAGAACGUGGUUCCGCCCGAGCACUGCCAGCCCGGCUACAGCCCCGGCUGGCUCCAGCGGAUUCUGGGACGAGCAAGCAGCGUGGAAUGCGAGAAGUACUACGAAAGCUUGCAUGUUGACCCUGUGUUGCAGGUCAAUCCGUUGUUCGUGCUGUCUGAGCUCUUGUCCAAGGCCCUCUUCAACCCGCUGUCCAACCUCGGCACGGCGCUGGGGAAGUUCGCGCGAAACUUCGCGGAGCACCAGACCUGGUGGAGCAUGCUGAACAACAUCGUCAACGCCAUCUGCAUCGGCGUCCUGGGCGUGUUUGCAGCCAUGAUCUUCGUGAAGCUCUUCGUCUUCUUCUACUGGACCAGGCCGGAGAAGCCGAGGCGCGAGCGCGUCGAGGAGGUGUCGGAAUCCGAGCUGAGCCGCCCGGCUCCUCAACGUCGCAUCGUUAGUCCGCCGAAAGAGUCGCUUCCCAGCCGCAAGGAGGAUAAGGAGGUCGCGGAAGAUGACAUUUCGUAUGAGGAAAGCGGCGAUGAGGACGUCGACGAAGAAGAGGUUGACGAAGGGGCCGGGGGGGACGCUUGCUGCCAAGAAGACGCGACGAAGCCUGGUAAAACCUGACUCGUCAAAACGCAGAUAGACGCGCGUGCGUUUGUGCCUUCAAAGGUUUUUUUAUAGCGUCUAGUUCAGAAACGAACGAUCCUUUGUGAUAACGCUCAAAUGUUCCUUUUUAUCCCCGUCCCUUAUGCCGUCAGAGCGCAUCUCUCAUCGCUUUGUCAGUGCACCAGUGCUUGGCCCUGUCCACGAAUCUCUAAUUUAAGUGUGUUUUUGUGCCAAUCAUGUAGUCCCUUUCUAGAUCUCAAAUGUAUCGUUCGGCUUUACAUACCAAAGCUUGCAUAAUCAGCACCAGCAUGUGCACCACUUAGCUCGUACGUUUCUUUCAACUCAUGAAAAGGACUUAAGUAUAUAUAGCUGUAAGGUGGCAUCUCAGGCUGGCUGGUGAUACGUCUUUCAAACAAGUAAAAAACAUAGUGCGCGAAAUGCUGAAAGGAAAGCAAUGAAAGAGUGCGUUGUGUAUAUUUUUUUUUCCCGAUUUUUUUGCGUGCUGAAGAAAAUUUUUUUACUUGUCUGAAAGGCAUAUGGCCAUUAUUAAUUUAUACCUUUACAGGAGCAUAAGUUAGUUUUGUAAAAUAUUAGGCUAGUCAUUGGUCUAAGUGGCUCCGUUGCGCCAAGCAAGAAAAGAAGCGACUCUCGCAGCAGUUUUUAAAAGGUGCCCCAAAUGUCAGUUUCAUUGGGCAAAAAGAGGCAGGUUUAAAACCAACCUGACUGCCUUCUUUUUGUCGACAUUGUGUGCACACAAAUUCAAUGUUCAAUGAGUGCCCCACUGUCGCCAGUGUGAUAGUAUGCCCACGCUGCGAACACAUUGCGUGAAGUUCGGGCCUGUAGCUGCGAACCGCGAAUCGAGUCAGCUGCGGAAAUCGCGGUCGAUUAUCGGAAAUUUCUUGUCACACAAGUUGCUAGGUUGUGAUGUCGCUUGCGUCAGUGACGACGAUGUAAGUGCACCGAUUGCCUGUGGUGCAAGACUUCAGAAAUGAAGGGAAUGUAAAGGAAUAUAUCAAAAGCAGAAGCCACUGCGAUUGUUACCAUGUUGGUGGCUAUUGUCCAUAUUUCGGAAGAAAGGCAUACGCUAUUCAAGUGAUAAGAAAACAAGACUUCGACUGUUUUGACGUUGCAACCAGUGCACAUAGUUCUGCGUUUUGAUGCUCCCGUUUCAGUAAUAAUAAUUGUUGGGGUUUAACGUCCCAAAACCACAAUAUGAUUAUGAGAGACGCCGUGGUGGAGGUCUCCAGAAAUUUCGACCACCUGGGGUUCUUUAAUGUGCACCUAAAUCUAAGUACAUGGGCCUCUAGCAUUUUUGCCUCCAUCGAAAAUGCGGCCGCCGCGGCUGAGAUUUAAUCCCACGACCCGAGGGUCAGUACUUGAGCACCUUAACCACUAGAGCACCAUGGUAGGGUUGCUUCCAUUGGAAUUGACUCUCACAUAAUACUAUAAGACAAGGUCCUUGCCCUUUCCCACCUUUACCAACACCGGAGAUUUUGUCUAGAGUUGCUUCGCAGUGUGAUCACACGAGCAAACCACAUUGCGUCUUUUUGUAUGCGUGUUGUUCCGAGCGUAUGUGCAUAGCAUAUGUAGUCAGUGCAUGUUUGCAGCUUUUCAGCUUUUCUGAGGAAGUCGACAAAUCACUUUUUUUGGUUAUGUUGGACUUGCAUUAAUUUUACUUUUGCCAAUUUCAUUUUUCAGUGGGUGCCCAUACACUAUUAUCAAUCCAAUAUUUGCGUUAUUUCAAUCCUGAUAUAUUCUCCUUCGCACUAGUCUAGACGGUGUGCACGCUUCUACACACAGUAUUGAACCCAACAGCAGCAGCAUCAGCCUUUGGCAGCUACUAGGGAAUGGGGGGGGAAUGCGUCGAAGACACAGUGUUCGAACAGGUUUCAAAGUGAAUGUGGCAGCUUGAAAUAAUUUUCCAGCAUUUUGCCGUCACCGACUGCUGCAGCUGUGCAUGUACGUGGAGUUUUAAUUUACACGUUCCAGCAAGUUUAUACCAGGACGGUAGGCUAGUUGGUUUGUUGGGUUUAAUGUCCCAAAGCGACUCUGGUUAAGAGAGACACCGUAGUGGAGGGCUCUGGAUAUUUUCGACCAGCUGGGGUCCUUUAGCAGACACUGACAUCGCACAGUACACAGGCCUCUGCCAUUUCGCCUCCGUCGAAAUGUAAUCGCUGCAGCCGGGUUCAAACCGGAGUCUUUCGGGUCAACAGCCGAGCACCGUAACUACUGGCCUACUGUGGUGACCUCUACCAAGAUGGCUGUCACGACUUGUUGCGAUUUCAUAAUGACAUGGGUGUGUUUAGGCUACCCGUUUCAAUUGUAAUUUGCCCAUGCUACUUGCUCUGUUGGAAUAAGGAAGUACCAGGGACGAACAGACACCCACAAGGGAGACGACACUUACACACAAGCGCUGUGUGUACAUGUCUCUCUUGUCGGUGCCUGUUUGCAUUGGUACUUCCUUAUUCCAAGGUGAACCAACUCGCCCAAAAAGAAGUAUACUUGCUCUCUGUUGUGUUUUCAAUAAACCAAUGAUAAAACCAU
Messenger RNA from Rhipicephalus sanguineus (brown dog tick), 4387 nucleotides. RefSeq lists its product as uncharacterized. Bases 170 to 1861 code for a protein of 563 amino acids. Lineage: Eukaryota; Metazoa; Arthropoda; Arachnida; Ixodida; Ixodidae. Gene Ontology annotation, cellular component: endoplasmic reticulum; membrane. The record is from RefSeq and is a predicted model, not a curated record. Gene Ontology annotation, molecular function: chloride channel activity. The transcript is spliced from 4 exons.